Ochotona princeps (American pika) is the source of this 2171-nucleotide messenger RNA. It is a transcript of the gene KIN, whose product is annotated as Kin17 DNA and RNA binding protein. The transcript has 13 exons. Lineage: Eukaryota; Metazoa; Chordata; Mammalia; Lagomorpha; Ochotonidae. Gene Ontology annotation, biological process: DNA replication; DNA damage response. Gene Ontology annotation, molecular function: double-stranded DNA binding. Gene Ontology annotation, cellular component: nucleus. Bases 151 to 1332 code for a protein of 393 amino acids. The record is from RefSeq and is a predicted model, not a curated record.
CUCGCGAUUGCCGGAGCUCCGUUCUGCCCAGGCUCCAGCUCUCUCUUUUUUUUCCGGCUUUCAGCCUGGUCCCGCCUGUCCUGCCAGGCCAGUUCCGCUUCCGGCCGCCUAGGUGCUGUGGUUCCGAAAGAGGGUCCUACGGGAAUCGCCAUGGGAAAGUCAGAUUUUCUUACUCCGAAGGCCAUCGCCAACAGGAUCAAAUCCAAGGGGCUUCAGAAGCUACGCUGGUAUUGCCAGAUGUGCCAGAAGCAGUGCCGGGACGAGAAUGGCUUUAAGUGUCACUGUAUGUCUGAAUCGCAUCAGAGGCAACUGUUGCUGGCUUCAGAGAAUCCUCAGCAGUUUAUGGAUUAUUUUUCAGAGGAAUUCCGAAAUGACUUUCUAGAACUUCUCAGAAGACGCUUUGGCACUAAGAGAGUGCAUAACAACAUUGUCUACAAUGAAUACAUCAGCCACCGAGAGCACAUCCAUAUGAAUGCUACCCAGUGGGAAACCCUGACUGAUUUUACUAAGUGGCUGGGCAGAGAAGGCCUCUGCAAAGUAGAUGAGACACCAAAAGGCUGGUAUAUUCAGUACAUAGACCGGGACCCAGAAACUAUCCGCCGACAGCUGGAACUAGAGAAAAAGAAAAAGCAAGAUCUUGAUGAUGAAGAAAAAACUGCCAAAUUCAUUGAAGAACAAGUGAGGAGAGGUCUGGAAGGAAAGGAACAGGAGGUCCCUGUUUUCACAGAAUUAAGCCGAGAAAAUGAUGAAGAGAAAGUUACAUUUAAUUUGAAUAAGGGAGCGUGCACUUCAGCCGGAGCGACAUCUGCCAAGUCCAGUUCCUUGGGACCAAGUGCACUGAAGACACUGGGGAGUGCAGCAGCAGUGAAGCGGAAAGAAUCUUCGCAGAGAUCAGCUCAGGACAAGGAAAAGAAGAAAAAGAAAUCAGCCCUUGAUGAAAUCAUGGAGAUCGAGGAAGAAAAGAAAAGAACUGCCCGGACAGAUUACUGGCUGCAACCUGAAAUCAUUGUGAAAAUUAUAACCAAAAAACUUGGAGAGAAAUAUCAUAAGAAAAAGGGUGUUGUUAAGGAGGUAAUUGACAAGUAUACAGCUGUUGUAAAGAUGAUUGAUUCUGGAGACAAGCUGAAACUUGACCAGACGCAUUUAGAGACCGUGAUUCCAGCACCAGGAAAAAAAAUUCUAGUUUUAAAUGGAGGCUACAGAGGAAAUGAAGGAAUCCUAGAAUCCAUCAAUGAAAAGACCUUCUCAGCUACUAUAGUCAUUGAAACAGGCCCUUUAAAAGGACGAAGAGUCGAAGGAAUACAAUACGAAGACAUUUCCAAACUUGCCUGAGUUUGAAAAUUUGUUAACACAUUAAAAUCCUAGAGCAUCAAAUUGGUGUUUGCCAAAGGCACUGUUAGAACUCUACUGUGUUAGGGUGUUUCUUUUGUAUAAAGCGAAUGAAUUUAUUUAAAUACUACUGUGUGAGCUGAGCAUUUUGCCUGGUGGUGGAGUUGGAGGGCAGUAGGGGACAGCUCAGGUAACUGGGUCAUUGCCAGCUUUGUGGGAGGCCUGGAUUGCAUUCCUGGCUCCUGGUUCUGACCCUCCCAGCCCUAGUUGUUGUGUCAUUUGGGGGGUGGACCAGAAAAUGGGUGCUCUCUGCAUCAUAAGUAAGUAAUAUAAAUAUUACUGUAUAUUUGUUUCGGUAAACUUAGGAGAAAAUCUAACUUGUGCAGUAUCAACAUGUAAUUUUGUUCUUGUUAUUUUUGUUUCCUUUGUAAUAUUUCCUUGAUGAUUUUUUUAAAUUCUCAUUAAAGAAUGGUAUUGUAUAGUGUUUUAUAUGACAAUUUAUGCUCAUAAUUGGAGAAAAUAUUUCAUAUAAUCUGAAUUUAUAUUUUGUGUAGUAAAGUAGGAUUUUAAUUAAAUUUUCAAGGCAGACUAGAUAUAGCAGCUUUAUUGCCAUAUAAUAUGCAAUUCACCCAUUAAAAGUGUACAGUUGAGUGGUUUUCAGCACGUUUACAGAAUUGUGUGAUGAUUUCCACUAUCUUAUAGUUCAGACUAUUUUCAUUUUCCCCAAAAGAAACCCUUGAUCAGUAUUCUCCACCCUGACCCUACUAAUCUAAUUCUUAUCUCUAUAGUUUGUUUGUCCUAGAUAUUUUAUAAAAAUAGAAUUAAACGACAUGUAGCAUUUU